AUGGACGGGUCGCCGCGCGAGGGAGCCCUGCGGGCAUUGCCCGGGGCUGGCUCGCUCCUGCUGCUGCUGCUGCUGCUGCUGGCGGUCCACUCCCCGCCCAGCCGAGGACUGAAGUACAGAAUUCAUGCAGUUAAUUUGAAAAGUAUAGAAACUGUCUUGGAAUCUGGGUUCUUCUCUAGAAGUAGUAGUUGGAGAAGUUCAACAGUUGGUGGACACCCAUGGCAGGUGUCCCUGAAAUUAGGUGGACACCACUUCUGUGGAGGAAGUUUGAUUCAAGAUGAUCUGGUUGUUACAGCGGCACAUUGCCUGAUUAGCCUCAAUGAGAAGCAAAUUAAGAGUCUGACAGUGACUGCUGGGGAGUACAACCUCUUGCAGAAGGAUAAGGAGGAACAGAAUAUUCCUGUCUCAAAAAUUAUCAUCCAUCCUGAAUACAACAGACUUGGGUAUAUGAGUUUUAAUAUUGCACUGCUGUAUCUAAAACUCAAAGUCAAGUUUGGAACUACUGUUCAGCCAAUCUGUAUUCCCCAUAGAGAUGAUAAAUUUGAAGAAGGGACUCUUUGCACGGCCAGUGGAUGGGGCAAGACUUCAGAGACAUCAGAAUAUUCAAAUAUCCUACAAGAAGUGGAAGUUCCCAUCAUGGAUGACAGAACAUGUGGUACCCUGCUCAGGGUUAUGAACCUUCCUCCCCUGGGAAGGGAUGUGUUGUGCGCCAGUUUUCCUGAUGGGGCAAAGGAUGCCUGCCAGAGGGACUCUGGAGGCCCACUUGUCUGUAGAAGAGAUGAUGGAGCCUGGGUUCUUGCUGGGAUCACUUCCUGGGCAGCUGGUUGUACUAGAGUUUGGAAUCCUUUCAGAAAUAAGCAGAGGAAGGCAUCACCUGGCAUUUUCUCCAAGGUAUUUGUGUUGAUGGAUUUUAUCACACAGACCAUGACAGACUCUUUAAAUAAAAUUGGAUCAACAUCAUUUCCCAAAACCAAUCCUAUAUCUUCUGCAAAAGUUAUUCCAUAUGGUGUCUGUGGCAUCCCUCCGUUUAGUCCCCAGUGGCUUUCUAGAAGAAUUGCAGGAGGAAUAGAAGCCUGCCCCCACUGUUGGCCAUGGCAGGUGGGUUUGAGGUUUCUUGGCAAUCACCAAUGUGGAGGUGCCAUCAUCAACUCGAUUUGGAUUCUGACUGCAGCGCAUUGUGUGCAAUCGAAAAAUAAUCCACUCUUCUGGACCGUUGUUGCUGGAGACCAUGACAGAACCUUGAAGGAAUCAACUGAGCAGGUGAGAAGGGCGAAACACAUCGUGAUGCACGAAGACUUUGACACCCAGAGCUAUGACUCUGACAUCGCCCUGAUACAACUGAGCUCUGCCCUAGAAUUCAACUCAGUGGUGAGACCAGUAUGUCUUCCCCACAACUUGGAGCCUCUGUUUUCUUCUGAGAUUUGUGUUGUGACUGGCUGGGGAAGUAUUAGUAAAGAAGGUGGUCUAGCAAGUCGCUUACAGCAGAUUCAAGUGCCUGUGUUAGAGAGAGAGGUCUGCGAACACACUUACUAUUCAGCCCAUCCAGGAGGAAUCUCAGAGAAGAUGAUCUGUGCUGGCUUUGCAGCAUCUGGAGGGAAAGAUGUGGGCCAGGGAGAUUCUGGUGGACCAUUAGUGUGUAAGCAUGAAAAAGGGCCCUUUGUUCUCUAUGGCAUUGUCAGCUGGGGAGCUGGCUGUGGCCAACCAAGGAAGCCAGGUGUGUUUGCCAGAGUGAGUGUCUUCCUGGACUGGAUUCAAUCCAAAAUCAAAGGACCUGUUUUACUCCAGAUAAAAAAUGAAAGCAAAAUCUUAACAAGACAACAAUCGCCACCACCCACACCCUCAAGAGACAGUGCAUCUGGGCCAGGCUGUUACUCUGAAGUGGAGUUAGAAGAGCCUAGAGGCUUUUUUUCGUCUCCAAGAUAUCCACUGGAUUAUAGAGGAAAACUGGAAUGUUCUUGGGUGCUCCGAGUUUCACCAAGCAGUAUUGCAAAACUUACGGUUGAGUAUCUGUUACUCCCUGGGUCUCAUAUGUGUCAAGAUUCAGCUCUGAUUAUUUAUGAAGAAAACCACAGUGAGAGAAGGAUGUCAGGUAAAUUAUGUGGAAGAAGGCUUUAUCCAGUGGUUUUCAUGAGCUCUGGACCACUGGUGAGGGUGACAUUUCAUUCCAGUGUGCGAGGUGCUUUUGGCAUAAAUUAUAUUGUCUUUAGAGUCCAAGGUCCAAAGGGCAGUAAAAGCACCCAAUCUCUUCAGAGUUCAAACCAAGAGCAUGUGGCCACCUGUGAGGAUGUUAUUCUGACCAAGCCAACAGGGAUCAUACAAUUCCCGAGAUAUUUUCACAGAACCCCUAUGCGCUGCCACUGGAGAUUACUAGCCCCUGUAAAUCAUAUCAUUCGCCUUGAUAUUAUCAACUUCCAGAAGCAACCAGUGCCCUUUGCCUGUCAGGGUCACCUGUGGAUUUAUGAAGGAUUUGGAUCAGGAAAAAAAUUAAUAGGAAAUCUAUGUGAAAGAGAUUCACCUUCAUUAAAAUCUCAUGGUCCUCUUAUGAUGUUGAUUUUCACAUACAAUGCAAGUUUGGCCAUGGAAGAAUUUUCUUUGAGAUAUUCUUUUCAUAUGUCUGGUUCCAUGAAAGGAAACAUUAAAGUUAAUGUUAAAGAGGAUAAAGGAGGGUGUCCAAUAUUGGAUCUGAUUGCAGUUAAUUCUUUUGAGAUCACAUCUCCCAAUUAUCCUAACAUUUAUCCUAAUAAGUUGAACUGCACCUGGACUUUUUAUUCUAUGUCUGGAAAUAAAAUGAAGGCAUUGAUUAAAGAUUUUAUAAUGGAAGAAUCUUGGAACUGUGAAUGGGAUUAUUUCAAUAUCUAUGAUGGACCAGAUCAGCAAUCAAGAUUACUUGCUCAUUUAUGUGGCUCCAAGAAAGAAUUUGUCUGGAUAUCCAGUGGUGCUUACCUAACUGUGAACUUGAAAACUGAUGAGUCUGUGGGAGAAAGAGGUUUUAAACUGAUUUUGGAAGAUAUGACUCAGAAGCCAUCACAGAAAAGCAAUAUUGGGAUCCAACUGCCUAUUAAUGUAGAAAACAAUACCAGAAGACAGCCAGCUCAAGACUCGUGUGGAGUUCCACUUGUUGACCCUCUUCUCACUGAAGGGUUUGAGAGGAAUACAAAUCUCUUGUCUGCAGAGGUCGGGGAGCCCAGGGUGGUUGGUGGCCAUGCAGCCCCUAUGAUGUCGUGGCCCUGGCUGGUCAGUCUGCAGCACCAAGGACGUCACUACUGUGGAGGGGCUCUGAUUGGGAGGCAGUGGGUCCUGACAGCGGCACAUUGUAACUUCAGUACUGUCACAGACUACCUGGUAAUAGGAAGAAGUUACCUGGGGAAUAUAAGAAAUAGUGAUUUGAUACCAGUGAAAGCUGUGUACAUUCACCCCAGCUUCACACAAUUUCCUCCCAAUGAUGAUCUGUCUUUGCUGCAUCUGGAAAAACCUGUUGAACUAGGAGAGUUUGUAUCUACAAUCUGUUUGCCAGGGAAAGAUGAUAAAAUAAAUUUACUUUCCAAAUGUUUGACUGCUGGAUGGGGAAUAACUGAACCUCAUCAAGAUGCAUUUCCUAAAACUGUGCAGCAGGCAGAGGUACCACUGAUCAGUAGUAUAUCUUGUCGAAGCUACUGGGGACUGGAAAUUAAAGACACUAAUAUAUGUGGAGGGGCUUCCGGAUCAUCCUCCUGUAUGGGAGAUUCUGGAGGACCACUGCAGUGUGGCAAGGGUGGGCAGUACAAGCUCAUUGGUAUUGUGAGCUGGGGCAGCAGUAACUGCCAUCCUGCCGCACCAACAGUCUUCACCAGAAUUUCUGCCUACACAGACUGGAUCACAUCCAUCACUGGAGAAGAAGGGUCACUGGAAGAGCAGCCUGGUUUAACUGUGAUCACAAGUGGGAAAGGAAAUAGAUAA
Rangifer tarandus platyrhynchus (Svalbard reindeer) is the source of this 3936-nucleotide messenger RNA. The record is from the annotation of a GenBank genome assembly. NCBI's taxonomy places the organism in Eukaryota, Metazoa, Chordata, Mammalia, Artiodactyla, Cervidae.